Molecule: messenger RNA, 1345 nt
Organism: Desarmillaria tabescens
Lineage: Eukaryota; Fungi; Basidiomycota; Agaricomycetes; Agaricales; Physalacriaceae
Exons: 6
Coding region: 41-1174 (377 amino acids)
Biological process (GO): double-strand break repair via homologous recombination; DNA replication; nucleotide-excision repair
Cellular component (GO): chromosome, telomeric region; site of double-strand break; DNA replication factor A complex
Molecular function (GO): single-stranded DNA binding
Source: RefSeq, a predicted model, not a curated record
ACCAUCAUUGUCUCCGGGUGACGCAUGGAUAUCGGGCUCCAUGAUGGAUGGGGAUACCAUGAAUGAACACGGCCCUAAAAAUAAGGGACCUCAGUACGAUAGAAACUCGAUACGCUGCAUUACUAUUGCUCAAGCCAUGAAAGCUGAAAGGAUGCACGAGACUGCACCUUUCAAAAUAGAAGGGAAAGAAAUUGGACAGGUUGCGAUAGUUGGGAACCUUCUUUCCCACUCCGUGAAAGACCAGUAUACAGAUUUUGGGAUAGGCGAUGGAACUGGAAAGCUUACUGUCCGUCUGUGGAGAUCCGAUGCUAGCGAUGUCUUCAUUCCGGAUAUCGACCAAGAGAUGAUCAAUAAAUUCCAGCUCAUUCGCGUUACUGGGAGGCUGGACCGCUGGAAGACCAAUACUAUGCUGCCUCAUAUGCUUUCAAUGCAUAUAAUAUCUGAUCCGCUCGCAAUGUAUUGGCAUUUGUUGCAAUGCGCGACGGAAACCUUGAUAUACGAGCGAGGCAUGCCGCCGUCACAGGAAACAAGCGCCCCUCCUGUUCCUCAGGCGCUUACACAGCCGGACUACGGUAUCCAAGAUGUGACGAUGAGCUUCGCGGAGACGUCCCUGAGCCCUGAGCCCAAGCGAAAGCCGCGCAAGAAGCACCCGCCUAAGCAGCCGACACCAUCUCCGCCAGACUCCCCCAUCGAGAUCCAAAUGAUUGAGCAUGUAAUCGACGAGGACAUAGUCAUGCUGGAAUACCCCAAUAGAUCCAACCCAACAACACCCCAGAAAACGCCGUCGACCCGAAAUCAGGCGACACCAUCGCUUUUGUUCUCACAGGACACAGCAACUCCGGCAUCUUCGUCAAAGAGGCGCCUGAAAGAUCAUAAUCAAGACUCGCCCUCAAAAAGCCGUCCGCAGAAACGUGAUCCUUAUUCGGAUCUUAGCGCCAUUCAGAGAGAAAUCAUUCUCUUUAUCAACGGGGAGGCAGGCAAUGUUAGCCUAUACCCUACAAUGGGUGGCAACCUCGACACGUCGACCUUUGAGGAAGGUGUCUCCCGUAACACGAUUAUUACCACACUUAGCCACCGCAUGUCCGCCGAUGCUAUACGGAGUGAAAUUGAAUUUUUAAGAGUGCGAGGUUACAUUUAUUCCACGGGUGACGAAGAACAUUUUGCAGUCACCUAAUCUGGCAUGAAAAACGCUCUCUUCUGACACGUCGACGGCGGUGCAAAACUAUGGAAUGAAUUUCUUUUGAUGUAUCAUGUUGAAAUGCUUUGUUGUAAUAUAGUUUUGCUUCCUGAAUCAUUUUCGACCUUAGGGCCUACAAAGGACGCGUCAUCAGCGAGAACGCUUGAG